AUGGAGCUGUCCCUGUGUCCCAGCAGGUGUCCCCAUGGAGCUGUCCCCGUGUCCCAGCAGGGUCCCCUUGGAGCUGUCCCCGUGCCCCAGCAGCCAGUGAUCAUCCUCCAGCAGCUGCCGGCGCCCCUGGCCCCCACCGCGGGACCCGCCCGGGGAGAUCUGCUGGAGCUGAUGAUGAUCCAGAACUCCCAGAUGCACCAGGUGGUGAUGCACAGCCUGGCCCUGGCAGCACUGACAACCUUCGGGCUGGCACCAGCCCCUCCUGCUGCCCAGGAGAUGUCAGUGCCUCUGCAGGGCGAGGAGGAAGAGGAGGCUGUGGUCUUCCACCAUCACUACAUCACCUACCCUGGGCCUGCUCCUGUCCUGCCCUGGCCAGUGCCAGCACGGGGGCAGAGAGCAGCUGUGAGGCACCUGGGCACAGAGGCAGCAGCUGAGGAUGGGCAGAUCCAUGCAGUGCCCCCUCCUCCACCCCCCAGCGCCACAGGGACCGUGGGACCCAGCAUCUCACCAGCAUCAGAGUACUACGACAUGGUGAUGGUGGAGGAAGGGCUGUGAGCUCCAUGCUUGCCAGGAUGACUUCUGCUGGGCAUCCAAACCUCAGUCCAGAGGAUUCUGGAGGUGCUGGGCAUGGUUUGCUCCAUGCUUCUCAG
This is a messenger RNA of Pogoniulus pusillus (Red-fronted tinkerbird), 650 nucleotides long. It is a transcript of the gene PRR29, whose product is annotated as proline rich 29. The transcript is spliced from 6 exons. The record is from RefSeq and is a predicted model, not a curated record. Bases 1 to 555 code for a protein of 184 amino acids. NCBI's taxonomy places the organism in Eukaryota, Metazoa, Chordata, Aves, Piciformes, Lybiidae.